Messenger RNA from Rubroshorea leprosula, 973 nucleotides. The record is from the annotation of a GenBank genome assembly. Lineage: Eukaryota; Viridiplantae; Streptophyta; Magnoliopsida; Malvales; Dipterocarpaceae.
GCUUCCACAGAAAAAGAAAAGAGAAUCUCUCAAAUGGGAUUAUGGAGGGAAGAUACCUGGCAGUGGACACUUCAUUGGAGACGAUCGUUGCACGAGUGGGAGAAAGACAAUCUCUCCGAGAUGCUGGGACUAAUCAACAACUUACACCCAAUCAAAGACCAAACAGACCACUGGGAGUGGAAACACAACAAAGAAGGAGAAUACUCAGUCAAAACAGCUUACGGUCUUCUAUCCAAUAACUACGACAAUAGCAGAACUCAGAAGCAUAAAAGAACUUGGAGCAAACUCAUCCCCACAAAAAUCAGUGCAUUUGGUUGGCAAGUCCUGCAGAAUAGAAUACCCACAAAGCUCAACCUGUAUCAGAGGGGAAUUAUACUUGACAAUAACCUGAUGUGCGGCUUGUGUGGUGAUGACAUUGAAGAUACCAAUCAUCUGUUUAUUCAUUGUAGAGUGGCUCACUCAGUAAGAAGCAAAUGUGCAAAAUGGUGGAGAUUUCUCACGGCUCACACAAAGACAUGCCAAGAGGACUUCGAGCAACACAGGCCUCCCUUAAAAGACUCAUCAGUUCAAGCUGGAUGGGAUGUGGUAUGGUUCUCCACCUUAUGGUCUCUUUGGAUGGCUAGAAAUAGAAAAAUCUUCAAAAACCAAGUAUAUGAAGAAGAAAGAAUUUUUGAGCUAGUGCAACUAAGAGCUUUUAGUUGGAUUAAGAGCAGGACAACAGGUUACUCCUUUAAUUUCUAUGAAUGGAUGCUUGAACCGUUGUUAAGCCUUAAGGCCAUACGUAGUUUACAAUAGCAUGUUUUAAUUUGAUGUGGGUUCCUGGUACGUAUCACUGUGCAUCUAUUUGACUUUGGCCAUUUUAUUUUGUUGGUAUUGUUGUUGGGUUAGCCGAAGUCAGUGGAUGCUCAAUGUCUGCCUCAUAUGUACAUGGGUAGGAGUACCAUUUGUACUCCAUUAAAUCAAUUUAACUUCU